This is a messenger RNA of Epithele typhae, 1338 nucleotides long. RefSeq lists its product as uncharacterized. The transcript is spliced from 7 exons. The record is from RefSeq and is a predicted model, not a curated record. The coding region runs from base 1 to 1338 and encodes 445 amino acids. NCBI's taxonomy places the organism in Eukaryota, Fungi, Basidiomycota, Agaricomycetes, Polyporales, Epitheliaceae.
AUGUCCUCGUACACUUUCACUCUGCUUAUCACGUUCAUUAUGAAGCCCGUCCUCGUCUUCAAACACCUCCCUAAUGGAACCAUCGAGAUCGCCCUCCUUCGUAUCCCACCUUCGGAGAAAGUCACUGGAAUGCUCGACGCUUUCUGGGCAAACCAUUCCUAUAUACCGGUGGUGGGCGCAUCCAUUCGAAAGCUCCAUAAGGCGCUCUCAGUCGGGUGGGACAACGCGUUGUAUCUUGAGCAGACCAUCAAAUCCGAGGGGCUGGAACACGUAUGCGCCCCAUUGCACCCGGACGACCUCGUACGUCCAUACAUAUCGAAUUUGCCACCAAACGAGGCCGUCUUCAUAGUCGAUAUACCCUCUACGCACUAUGUCUCCGCCCCAGUCAGUAUCGAAAGUCCAGCAUCUCAAAACUGGGAGACCGCCAUUCAUCUCAUGGACGUUCUCUCCGUCAUGCAGCACACGAUGUUCGAUAAACCUGGGAGCCUAAUCGUCCGCGAGGAGUACGUGAAACUGUGGGAGUCGAUCAUGUCACAUCCGAAGGACAAUUUCAUCGUGUUUGGGCACCCGGGCAUCGGGAAAACGCUGUUCCUCUACUACGCGCUUCUGCGAGGACUACGCGCGGGCCUCACCAUUCUGUUCUGCGUCAGACCGAAGCGCUUCUUCCUUUUCGGAGACAAGGACGUCAAGGUCCUCGCAUCGGACGAUCUAUCGGAGGUGCCGGAAAACGUUCUAGCACUCGUUGAUGCCACGCUCGCCAAACCCCACGACUGGCUCGGCGAGAUUCACUUCCGCGCCGUCCUCUCUACCUCCCGGAGACGAGCCUUGUGGAAGGACUUUGCGAAGUUUCGGAAGCCGCUCUUGUGGUGGGUCAUGAGCUACUGGAGCUGGGAAGAAACAGGGUUGUUUGACGUCGGUCGGACUCCUGAGGAUGAAGCGUAUUAUUCUGCAGUUGAGCUCGCCUCUGUCUUUGGACCCUCACCUCGCGCGUUCAUAUCAAAACGUCUCCCUACAAUACAGGUCGCCAACGAUGCGUUGGUAGAAAGCUUUAUGGGUUUCUUCGGUAAUCCAGUCGGCAUCGCCGAGGACAUCUUUGGCUUCCAUCGUUUCUUUCACCUGGCACUUCGGCACGACGCGAAGAACCCUCUGAGGGAUAUUGAAACUGCUUACAUCUAUCGCAUUCCCACCCCACCCCUCUACGAACGCGCCGUCGCAGCGUUCGUGCGAGCCGAUUUUCAUGGCCAAGAGCACCGGCUCAAGACGAUCUUCGACGUCCGCGCCUUUGAUGCCUGGUGCGGGCUCUCACGCACCCCGGGCGAAGCCUCGAAAGCAACGUGA